CCACCGAGUUUAAUUACUUUAUACACACAUUAAACUAAACACACACACACUGCUACUACUAUCCUAUGAAGAAUUCGAAGCAGCUUGCUAACAUGGCUGGGGAUGAAGGUGGUGAUGCACCUAAUAAUAAUCAUAAUCACACUUCAUUAUCUAAUAAUUGUGAUGAUGAUAACAAUAAUAACAAGAAGGUGUACAAAGGGGUGAGGAAGAGAAAGUGGGGGAAAUGGGUAUCUGAAAUUAGGCUUCCAAAUAGCCGCGAACGCAUUUGGCUUGGCUCUUAUGAUUCUCCUGAAAAAGCUGCGCGUGCAUUCGACGCUGCCCUUUAUUGUCUCCGAGGUUGUCGAGCCAAUUUCAAUUUCCCCGACACUCCUUUCAACUUGAGCACCAGCGCCGUUCAUCAUCAUUCGCUUACUCAUCAAGAAAUUCAAGAGAUUGCUGCUAGCUUUGCCCAUUCUCAGGACCCACAUCAUGAUGAUCACCAACAAGAACAACCAAAUAGCAAUGACAAUGAUUCUUCAUCAGUUGGAUUGUUAGAAUCCAAAGCUGAUGCUGCUGUUGUAUCUCAAGAGCAAGUGGACAACAACAUGAUGAUGGAUUGGACAUUUUUGAAGGAUUUGGGUGGUUCUUGUUCUGCUGAUUGUGGGGGUGCUCUCUAUUCUGAUGAUGAGUUGGACAGAAUUGAUCAUCACUACUCGGGUGAUGAAUUGUUGUUCUCGGUACCAACUUUUCAGGAUAAUGUGGCUGAUGAUGACCCUUUUUUUAACCAAUCAUUCCUUUGGAAUUGGAGCUUCUAAUUCCUUUAUUGUUCCAGUAAAAAAUAUUAGACCAACAUUAGAAUUUAGAGGAGUGUUCAUCUUGAAUAAUACAAACAACCACCAAUUAAAUAAAAAUACAUUAUAUUUCUAAAUUAAUCAUCUAAAUUUUAAUAUUAAAAUAAUCAUUCGUACACCUAAUAAAAUGAACAUCCAAUAUAUCUAUUAUUUGUUGUGAUAAGUGUGAAGUGGAUAUGAGGUGGAUGACCAUUUCUCUAUGUUAUUGAGAAUAUCAAGAGAGAUUGUAUAAUUAAUUGAGUUUGAAAAAGUGACCCUUUGUAUGUAUAUAAAUAGGAAUUUGCUCUGAAGGAGAUACACACAGAAUU
Molecule: messenger RNA, 1138 nt
Organism: Arachis duranensis
Lineage: Eukaryota; Viridiplantae; Streptophyta; Magnoliopsida; Fabales; Fabaceae
Product: ethylene-responsive transcription factor ERF017-like
Exons: 1
Coding region: 66-794 (242 amino acids)
Biological process (GO): regulation of DNA-templated transcription
Molecular function (GO): DNA-binding transcription factor activity; DNA binding
Source: RefSeq, a predicted model, not a curated record